This is a messenger RNA of Camellia sinensis, 1981 nucleotides long. NCBI's taxonomy places the organism in Eukaryota, Viridiplantae, Streptophyta, Magnoliopsida, Ericales, Theaceae. The record is from RefSeq and is a predicted model, not a curated record.
UGCCCCCAUCAAAAGCACAUUUCAACACUGUUUUUUGCUUUAAAAACUAACAUUGCUUGCUCGAAGGACUCUAGCAAUAAUGGGUAAUUCAAGUUUGGUUGUCUUUCUUUCUUGUAUACUCAUAAGCCUUCUUAGCCUAAAGACAGCCGCGAUGUGUUAUAACACAGGCAACUUCACCACUAACAGCACAUAUGCCAAAAACCGCGACAUCGCUCUAUCUUCCCUUGCCUCAAAUGUCUCCGCCAAUGGUGGGUAUUAUGCUACCUCCAUCGGGCAAGGCUCCGACACAGUUUUUGCUGUCGGAAUUUGCAGAGGUGACCUUUCCAACUAUAGGUGUUUCGACUGUAUCAAUUAUACAAGUCAGGUUAUUAUCAACGAGUGCCCGAACCAGAAAGAAGCGAUUAGUUGGGGAAACCCAGCUCUCUGUACCGUGCGGUACUCAUACAAGUCCUUUUUCAGGGUUAUGGAUACUGCUCCAGCUAUCUGUGUGAUGAUUACAAAUAACAUCACCAACAAUGUUGAUGAGUUCGAUCAGGCCAUGGGUACUUUGGUUGAUAGCCUUAUAUUCAGGGCUGCCAUGAGUGCUUCAACUUCUUCUGGAUCUUCUCUUCUCAAGUUUGUAACUGGUAAAGAAAACUUUACAACAGAUCAGGAUAUAUAUGCUCUGAUGCAGUGUACCCCUGACCUAUCAUCAGCUGAUUGUUCAAAUUGUCUAAGAGGAGCAGUGGAUAUAUAUCGAAGUAUUUGUUAUAGGAAGAUACAAGCAAAUGUUUUGGCACCAAGUUGUGUAUUUCAUUAUGAAUUGAACCAAUUCUAUGAAUAUACAGCUGAUGCUUCACCGCCACCACCUCCACCACCUCCACCACCUCCACCUGUAGUUACUUUGGCUCCUCCCCCGUCAGUAAACACUACAACCAAAGCAGACAAUAGGAGUGGCACAUCUCGGACUGCUAUUAUUAUUUUUGUUCCCUUGAGUUUGUUAUUAGUACUUUGUACCCUUGCCAUUGCUUUUUUCCGAUUAAGAAAGCCUGAGGAUGUGCAAAAAAGGUUGGAUUCUGGUGGCCCCUCCAAAAUGGCUUGGACAACAGUCGUAUCAAAAUUAUUUAAGGUUUCAAGACAAGGUGGUUUGCACCAUGCUGAUGAGGAUGCAUCUCAAAGUGUGGAUUCCUUGCGAUUUGACUUUGCCACAAUUAGAGUAGCAACAAAUGACUUUUCCAAUGCUAAUAAGCUCGGACAAGGUGGAUUUGGUUGGGUAUACAAGGGUAAAUUAUCAAAUGGACAAGAGAUUGCUGUAAAACGACUUGGCGAUUGUUCUACACAAGGUGAAGUAGAAUUUAAGAAUGAAAUCGUGUUAAUGUCCAGGCUCCAACACAAAAAUCUUGUUAGGCUUCUUGGGUUUUGCAUGGAAGGAAAAGAAAGGCUUCUUAUCUAUGAGUUUGUGCCCAAUGCAAGCCUUGAUCGUUUCAUUUUUGAUCCAAUCAAGCGGUUGCUUUUAAAUUGGGAAACACGUUACAAAAUCAUUUUAGGCAUUGCACGUGGACUUCUUUAUCUUCACGAAGAUUCUCAACUCAGGAUCAUUCACCAUGAUCUGAAAGGUGGUAAUAUUUUGUUAGAUAGUGCGAUGAAUCCUAAAAUUGCAGAUUUUGGUAUGGCAAGGCUGUUUGUUGUUGAUCAAAGUAGAGGCAAUACCAAAAGAAUUGCGGGAACCUAUGGGUAUAUGCCGCCUGAGUACGCAAAGUUUGGGCAAUUCUCUGUGAAGACUGAUGUCUUUAGCUUUGGUGUCUUAAUCCUUGAGAUUGUGAGUGGUAAGAAGAAUGGUAGUUCAGUCAAUGCAGGGAAUAUAGAGCAUCUUCUAAGCUAUGCAUGGAAAAAAUGGCGAGAAGGCAAAGCUUUGAGUUUGAUUGACCAAACACUAAGGAGAUUGUUAAAAUUGUUGGGUGCACAAUGCAAGCUCUUGAUACAGUAGGUAUCUUUUGACUAC